AUGACGUUUGCACAAGGUUCACCAUUCCCAGAGGGUGUAAAGUUUGCCUACAUCCCCAUCAACACUGACGACACUAGACUCAUUGAUCCAUUGGUUUGCCAACAACCAAUCACACUCAAUUUAGACGAUGUGAUCACCUACCUCUCCACAACUAACCAACCAAAACUACUCAUUGUUUCAGUUCCCGGUGCAUGGACACCUACAUGUGGAGAAGUUCACGUUCCACCAUACUUGCAAAAUAUGGCAUCACUAGGAUCAAAAGGAAUUGGUGCUGUUGUUGUUCUUGCUUCAAAUGACCCAUUCGUUGUCAAUAGUUGGGGUAAAGUCCUCGUGAAACAAUUCUAUAAUGUUGAUGAUAAUGCAAAAGGAAUCAUGCCUAAGGUUGUUUUUGCUAAUGAUAUUGAUGGUUUUAGUCGUAAGCAUGACUUGGCUAAUGAAGUCAAUGGGUUUUCAAGAAAUAAGAGAUAUGCUGCUGUUGUUGAUGCCAAAACAAGAAAUGUUGAGUAUCUUGGAGUUGAGACUGAAAGGAAAGUUGAAAAAUCCGGAUAUGAUACUGUAUUAGCUAAAUUAUAA
Messenger RNA from Lodderomyces margitis, 573 nucleotides. It is a transcript of the gene AHP2, whose product is annotated as Ahp2p. Gene Ontology annotation, biological process: cellular response to oxidative stress; hydrogen peroxide catabolic process; cell redox homeostasis. Bases 1 to 573 code for a protein of 190 amino acids. Gene Ontology annotation, cellular component: peroxisome; mitochondrion; cytoplasm. The record is from RefSeq and is a predicted model, not a curated record. Gene Ontology annotation, molecular function: thioredoxin peroxidase activity. Lineage: Eukaryota; Fungi; Ascomycota; Pichiomycetes; Serinales; Debaryomycetaceae. The transcript has a single exon.